CGACCACGAGUUUCGCGAGCAGAGCGGCAGCUCACCAAGCAGGCUCGCCAUCUUCGGCGAUGAGUUCCCGCGUCGCCGGAUCCGUCCUCCUCCGCCACCUGGGCCCGCGCGUCUUCGGGCCGACCACUCAGGCUGCGCAGAGGACCCUGCUUGCCGGAGGGGAAGGGGGCGCCGUGGCCAUGUGGGCGUGGCCGCUGUCCACCUCCGCCGCCGAGGCGGCGAGGGAGGAGGCGGCCGCGUCCAAGGACAACGUGGCGAGCACCGCCGCCGCGACGGCCGAGGCGAUGCAGGCCGCGAAGGCCGAGGCGGUGCAGGCCGCCAAGGAGGGGGGCAAGAGCCCGGCGAGCAGCUACUGGGGCAUCGUGCCUGCCAAGCUGGUGAACAAGGACGGCGCCGAGUGGAAGUGGUCUUGCUUCAGGCCGUGGGAGGCGUACACGUCGGACACGACGAUCGAUCUCACCAAGCACCACAAGCCCAAGGUGCUGCUCGACAAGAUCGCCUACUGGACCGUCAAGUCGCUGCGCGUGCCCACCGACAUCUUCUUCCAGAGGAGGUACGGGUGCCGGGCGAUGAUGCUGGAGACGGUGGCGGCGGUGCCGGGGAUGGUGGGCGGGAUGCUGCUGCACCUGCGGUCGCUGCGGCGGUUCGAGCAGAGCGGCGGCUGGAUCCGGGCGCUGCUGGAGGAGGCGGAGAACGAGCGGAUGCACCUGAUGACCUUCAUGGAGGUGGCCAACCCCAAGUGGUACGAGCGCGCGCUGGUGCUGGCGGUGCAGGGCGUCUUCUUCAACGCCUACUUCCUGGGCUACAUCGUGUCCCCCAAGUUCGCGCACCGCGUCGUCGGCUACCUGGAGGAGGAGGCCAUCCACUCCUACACCGAGUUCCUCCGCGACCUGGAGGACGGCAGGAUCGAGAACGUCCCCGCCCCGCGUAUCGCCAUCGACUACUGGCGCCUCCCGCCCGACGCCAGGCUCAAGGACGUCGUCACCGUCGUGCGCGCCGACGAGGCGCACCACCGCGACGUCAACCACUUCGCCGCGGACAUCCAUUUCCAGGGGCUGGAGCUCAACAAGACGCCUGCCCCGCUAGGAUAUCACUGACGGAUGAAUGCCCAGACCGCCUAGCUCUGCCCUUGUCAGUGAAGAACAAAAGUUGUUGCUAAUAUAUAUAUGUGUGUCGGAUAGGUAAGAUAGUGAUGCUUGUGUGAGAAAUAAAACGGCCGUUUGUCACGAGAGCUCCAAGAUUUCUCGAGGAACCAAUGUACACGUCCCAACUCUUACAGCUUACAGCAACGAGUAGCUAGCUAGCUAUUCGAUUAGCUAGCGAUGAACGGUGGGGCACUAGGCUUGUAGUGGAAGUUGCUUCGGUUAGCAAAGGAUGUACUGUAUGUGCUGGCAUUCUGCUUCAGAAUUCAGAAGUGCACUUUCAGUUGCAGGCUUGGAAAUAUGAAUUUUCACUUGCUCC
This is a messenger RNA of Triticum aestivum (bread wheat), 1461 nucleotides long. RefSeq names its product ubiquinol oxidase 1c, mitochondrial. Gene Ontology annotation, cellular component: mitochondrion. Gene Ontology annotation, molecular function: alternative oxidase activity. Gene Ontology annotation, biological process: alternative respiration. NCBI's taxonomy places the organism in Eukaryota, Viridiplantae, Streptophyta, Magnoliopsida, Poales, Poaceae. The record is from RefSeq and is a predicted model, not a curated record.